Messenger RNA from Symbiodinium sp. CCMP2456, 3689 nucleotides. NCBI's taxonomy places the organism in Eukaryota, Dinophyceae, Suessiales, Symbiodiniaceae. The record is from the annotation of a GenBank genome assembly.
GAACGGCUUCCACCGGGGAGCCGAGCAGCUUCCAGCUGCCAUGGCAGGCCAUUCCAAGAUUUAUUCCUGGGACAACAGAUGUGACAGAGUACAGCAAGAAGCUUCAGUUUUUGGCGGCCAUGUGGCCGAAGGAGCAUCUUUCCUUGUUGGCGCCCCGAGCGGCGCUGAUGUGCGAAGGGACAUCGUUCAAGAAGGUCGCCUCCCUGGAUGCCAGCAAGCUUAAGGCGAAUGAUGACUCGGGAGUCAAGCUGCUGGUAGCCACUUUAGGUGGUUCUUGGGGCAAGACAGCCCUGGAGGAGAAGUACGACAGUUUUGAGAAGGCGAUUUAUGGUACAACCCAGAAGGCCGACGAGACGAACGACAGUUACCUCGCAAGGCACGACGUUCACUUUGAAGAGCUGUUGGCAGCUGGAGUGAGCCUCGGAGAGGUCCGAGCCUACAUCUUGUUGCGGCAGUCCCAGCUCUCGGCAGAUGACCGGAAGCGGAUUGUCGUGGAAAUGGGUGGAACUUUGGACUACAAGAAGGUUUGCUCAGCCAUAAGGCUUCUUGGAUCGCGGUUCUUUACUGACCUGCAGGGCCAGCGCAGUGGGAAGACCAAGACCUACGAGGCCAACUUCGUGGAUGAGCCAACAAGCGAGGAGCCAGAGCGUGCCUACCAGGCAUCGGCAGCUUUGGCCAACGAUGAUGGCGACGGCGACUUGGACAACGAGUACAUCGAGGCCCUUGUCGCGGCAGAAGAUCAAGAUGCUAUGCAGGUGCAGGCCUUCGAGGAGGAGCUGGAGGGUUUCUUUCAAGAAACCCCUGACUUACAGGAGGCCUUGGUGAGCUACCUGGAGGCCAGAGGCCGUUUGCUGGCUAAGAAACGAUCCCGAGGUUUCUGGCCAGUUGGAUCGAGCAGCAAAGGUGCCAAAGGCGGCCGUGCACCGAAGGGAAAAGGAAAGGGCAAGAAUGCCCGAGAGCAGCUGCUUGCGAGGAUCAGCCGAAGCAAUUGCCGAGCAUGCGGCGAGCGAGGGCACUGGAAAGCCGAGUGCCCGAAGUACGGAAAGGGGAGCCAUCCGGCGGGAAAAGGCGAGACCGCCACUACCACAGUAGCCCAGGUCGAUGAGUCCGUCCUGGCGUCCACCGAGGAUCCCGAAGCUCAGGUGGCCGAGGUGUGUCAGGACCUCCCCGAGGGUGCUUUGACCCUGGAGGAGGAGAUCCGCACCAUGCCAUUGGAGGAACUCGGGAAGAUGAAGAUAGACUUCGGGAAAACCAUGACGGGACGCACCUACAUGGACAUGGCCGAGAACGAAACGGCCUGGACCAAAUGGAUCGUCGAGCAUAUGGCUCAGAGCAAAAAGAGGUGCCAUGUCAAUUUCUUGACAUUCAUGGAGCGCUAUGUAAGCGAAGCGGAAGCCGUGGAAGGCUCCCUCCUGGAAUCUCUGGAGGAGGUCGAGCCCUCAGCCCGGCGUGCUCGCCCCAAAGCCGUGGCCAAAUGCACGACCUCCCGCACCGUCGCUUCCACCGAAGCAAUUCCCGAAGCCUGGGAUGUCAUCUCCGUCGACGACCAAGGGCCUCCUCUCGAUCACCAGGUGACGGCACUGGCCAACCGCAUGAGCCAGAUGGAGAGUGUGAUGCAACAGGUUCUGGUAGCCAUCCAGGAUCUCAGCUCAGAUAAGGCUCAUAACCUGCUAAAGAGCAAAGCCCCUGUCCCCGAAUUGAAGCGCUUCCUCAGGGUUCGUGAAGGGGUGGAGUUGAUUAAGGAAGAGGACUUGAAGCCUCCCGCCUAUGUCGUUUUCGGCAUGUACGUGCAUGGGGGUAAAGUAGGUGUGACCCGAGUGUCCCGUGAAUUUCCCAACCUAACACAAGUCCUUUCCCGAAUCUGCCGCGAAACGAAUCCCCAGCAUCAGUUCACUUCCAUCACGAUAUCCCGAAAUACUCAAUCGUCUCCCCAUCGCGACAGCUACAACUCAGCCGAGAUUCCCAAUUUAGUAAUCCCUUUGGAGUAUCCGCGUGCUGGCGGGGAGAUCUGGGUUGAGCAGCCUCCGCGAUUCCAGCAGCAGAGUGUCUCUUUGACAUGCGGUUCCCGAGAACGUGAGGGAUCAUUGAUUCACCUAAAGCCCCAAGUCUAUGUAGAUCCGCAUCGUUGGCAUGCCACAAUGCCUUGGACAGGGAACCGAGCUGUUGCAAUUUGCUAUGCUGUCAAGCCUACUUGGAAGCUGGAGGCUUCCGAGGCCACAUGGCUGCGGACACAUGGGUUCGUCCUUCCGGACCUUCGAAGCGAUGCUCCUGCACUUGUCUCCCACGGGAGUCCAGAAAACCUCAAGGACACUUCGAGCCCUUCCCUGAGGCAGGAACUAGAUUCAGCUAAGCACUUCCUUGGUGAAUCUGCUUUGGCGAACCUGGCUUCCCGUGCCCGCGUCGCUAGUGAGUCAGCUUACAGCAAGGCUGAGGAGGCAUCCUGGAAUGUCUUCAAAGAUACUCUUCUGGCCUACGGCCAGCCCGAGGAUUCCCAGCUGGAUGUGCUAGAGGUUUAUGCUAGUCCAGAUAGCCGGUUGACGAAUUGGGUAAAUAGCAUGGGUGGACGUGCAAUGCGAUUCACAUCCCAAGAUGGGGAUCUGAGUACCCCGCAUGGACAACGUGUCCUGUGGGAGCUGCUGCAGAGAAGGACUGUCGGAGUGCCAUCCGCCACCACACCGCAUGAGUCUGAGCUCCCCACCACAGAGUGGCAAGCUCUCUUUGAUGCCUUGCAGUCUAAGUUUCCAGACUUUAACGUCAUGCAAGUGUUUGUUGGCAAAGGAUCCCGUGUAGCUGCGGACGGAGCUUGCAAGUUUGUUUGCCUGGGCCGCGAGGACCGUACCACAAUGGCAGCCGAUCGUAAAUCGGAUGAAAUCAUGGAGCAUUGGCAAGCUGUUAGUGCCCGUGUUUUCGUGAGCGCUGCUGCCUGGCAGCGUGGUCGCGUGGAGCGCCACGGGGAUAUCAUGAAGGCCAAGAAUGCAUUGGUUCGUCACCGGGGUUAUUCUCCCGAGCAGAUUGUCCUAGGAAAAUCCGUGAAGGUGCCAGGCAGCUUGACGUCUGACGAGGUGGAUCCUCACUUGGAAGGCUGCCGGCUGCCGAGCCUGGUGAGGAAAGUCGACGUGCCAAAGCUAGAGGGAAGAGCUUUGGUGCUGCAGACUGUGUCGUCUGCCAAGUUUCCUCUGAGCUCCUUCGAUAUCAAGACGGCCUUCUUGAGAGGCAAAGCCGACGCGAGCAAUCCUUUGGCCAUGGCUUAUGCGAUGUCCAAAGCUGUCGAUAUGCUUGGUUGGAUGAGAGCUCUGUGGGGAGUAGUGCAUGAAGCGAGGUUCGACUGGAGGCAUCUUGAGCAGGGCUAUCAGACCUUAAAUCCUGCAAUCGUAGUCACUGACUGCAAAUCAUUAUACGACCUGGUAACCCGCUUAGCGAUGCCCGCUUGCGAAGAAUACCGGACAACCUUAGAAGUGCUUCUCAUAAAGCAACGGUGUGCAGAAAACACCCGCUUCCGCUGGAUUCCGACGACGUUGCAAGCGGCGGACUGCUUGACUAAGAGUAUGGAUGCCAGUCUUCUGCGAGCUGUGCUCGCUCAGGGACGCUUUAAGUUGUUUGACAAUACCUUGACACUCGAGAAAGAUGCUCAGCGCAAGCAAGCCAUCCAGUGGCUUUCAGAUCCACCAGCUGGGUCUACCGAGCAGUGA